This is a messenger RNA of Striga asiatica, 323 nucleotides long. The record is from the annotation of a GenBank genome assembly. NCBI's taxonomy places the organism in Eukaryota, Viridiplantae, Streptophyta, Magnoliopsida, Lamiales, Orobanchaceae.
UUGUGAGAUCACAGCAGCAUAUGUGCACAACAAUAUUGAACAUGGAAAAGAGAACACAUACAUAUUCAGAAAUUGUUACCCGAGAUGAAAACUCUCAGGUGCAGGCUCAAUGGAUGCUUGAACAAGCACUCCCAAAAUCAUCAAGUUCUAACGUCACUAAUAUUCAUUCAGGGUUGAAAACUGCAGCCAUAUGGAAUUUUGAUCAGUACCUGAUAAUAAUUCCUUCACAGAUAGUCGCUAUGCCGAUGGUUGAAUGCCGUCACUCAUGCCUCAGAACCUUUAGACAAAUGCUUUUGGAUACUUUAAAUAUUUCAUCUUCAGAU